Messenger RNA from Nylanderia fulva, 1269 nucleotides. RefSeq names its product G protein-coupled receptor 143. Gene Ontology annotation, biological process: regulation of calcium-mediated signaling; melanosome organization; G protein-coupled receptor signaling pathway. Gene Ontology annotation, cellular component: plasma membrane; melanosome membrane. NCBI's taxonomy places the organism in Eukaryota, Metazoa, Arthropoda, Insecta, Hymenoptera, Formicidae. Gene Ontology annotation, molecular function: L-DOPA binding; L-DOPA receptor activity; L-tyrosine binding. The record is from RefSeq and is a predicted model, not a curated record.
UAGCCAUACAGCGAAGAAAAAGAUGGCACUUGCAGAGAUAAACAAAGAUGCUUUUAGGUUAAGUACGUUUUUGGAAAACAUUCCUUUUUUGAUUCAAUUGUGAUAUAAAAUUGGAUAAUAUCAAAGAAUGGCCGAUCCAACAUUACAGACCUUUUGUUGUCAUCAUACAAACAGAACGGAUCAGGCCAUAGCAGUAAUGCAAGAAUUUAAUACGGACGCAUACAAUAUAGUGUGUAUGAUUUCAUCGACAAUGGGAAUGAUAGGCGCGAUUUACCAGAUAUUACCCCGAGAAGAUUUAAAUAUUUCUCAACGAUGGAGAAGCUUCUCUAGAGGGCGAGAUAUUAUUGUAUGGCUCGCUGUUGCUGAUCUUUUAGCAUCUUUAGGUGUUUUUGUGAGGUCGGCAUUGUGGAAAAAUUUCAAAUCUAUCAUGCCAUUGGAAACCGAUAUGUCGAGUGUUAUCUUUUGUGCUUUAUCAUCGGCAUGGAUACAAUAUUUCUACAUGGCUACUUGGAUAUGGACAUUAUGUUAUGCAGUGGACAUGAAGUUAUUGUUAGGCGAUAAAAAUGGACAUUCUAUUUAUUAUCAUGUUUUAGCUUGGGUACUUCCAGCCAUUCUUACCUCAUUUGGACUGAUCAUCUUAUACAUUCCAGAUGCAAAUUGUCACAAUUUGACAUCAUUAUCCAGUGCCGUAUUGCGUAUUCUUCCAAACUAUUGUGCUACAUAUGUACUAUUGGCAAUAGUCAUGAUUGCAAAUCCUAUUUUGUACGUCGCAUCAACUCGAGAUCUUGAAACAGCAGUUUUACAUAGCAUGGCUCAGAUGACUGGAAGGGAGCGAAGAUUAAUACAAACAGUUAGAUUAAAAUUUGCUCUCAUUAAUUUAGUCUAUUAUGUAUGCUGGAUACCAAAUUUAAUCAAUGGAAUAUUAUUAUGGACUUUAUGGUUUAAGUUGCCAAUUAAAGCGAUUAUCACUUUAUGGUAUAUAAUGGCUGUAACAAAUCCUCUUCAAGCAUUCUUUAAUGCAAUCGUUUAUCAAUCAUGGACUAGAAGAGAAAAGUUGCGGUUUGAAUGUUGUCAAGAUUUCAAGUUGAGUGCCAAUAUACAUUUAAAUGCGAUUGAUAAAAGAAGUACUCAUUUUUCCGAAUCAUCUCCACUAUUGAAUCCACGACGAGAAUACAAACAGAACGUACCGCAUAUCAGCAUAAACGGAUCUUCGUCUCUGUGAUAAUUUUUUUACUGCCAAUCUAGAAAUAGAUAUAUAUAUAUAUAGAU